This is a messenger RNA of Drosophila grimshawi, 234 nucleotides long. RefSeq lists its product as uncharacterized. NCBI's taxonomy places the organism in Eukaryota, Metazoa, Arthropoda, Insecta, Diptera, Drosophilidae. The coding region runs from base 1 to 198 and encodes 65 amino acids. The transcript has a single exon. The record is from RefSeq and is a predicted model, not a curated record.
AUGCCUCCCAAGUUCCUUAUCUAUCUGGCAGUUGCGGCCAUUGUGAUGGUGUUCAGUGCACCUGCAGCAGAGGGCACCUUGUUUCUGACCAUGUGCCUCUUGAGGUCGCCGUUGUGUCCAUUCUUUACAACGACACCACUGUGCCAGCCUAAUUUUGUCUGGGAUCGGAACCUAAGAUUAUGUGUUGCGGCUGAAUAAAUUGUAUUUAUGUGUUGAAGUCCAAAAUAAACAUUA